AGCGCCGGAAGUAACGUUCACAAUUCGGUUUCUUCUUCGUGCAAUUGUUUGAUAGCGUUGUUUUUUUACGUGCUUUGAAAAUCCGUUUGCCAAACAAGGCCCGAAUUCAUAAUAGUUAUGAUGAAGAAAAAAAGAUUGUAAAAACAAAAACAAAAAAAAAAUCGCCAUUUUAUUUCACAUCAAACGCCCCGGUGCUGCGACGCCGCCGGAAACAGUUGUUGCGAUUUACAUGCAGCAGGGACGCAGAAAUGGAGCCAGAAGUAAUGAUCGAGUUUCAUGAAAACAUCUUACUAGAGUUUGUCCUGAAACACCGAGGCUUUUUGAUUGGCUGUUAAUGAAGCCAAGUCAUCCUGGGCUCAUCUCCCAGGCAAGUCCUGAGAUCUUCUUUUUCCAUCCUUUUCUUUUUGAGUGAAAUGUUCCUGCUCUAGUUCUUAAAGAUGUUGUCCAACCCCCUGGCUGAUCCCAACGAAACAAGGCCGGUUGCUUCAACUGGUCCCUGCCCCCAAUCUGCACUUUAUGAAGACCUGUUGGCGAUGGCCUACAGAGGAACUGUGAAAGCAGAGAUUGGGAAGGAAGAUACAAGGAUGUGCUCUGUACAGGAACCUCAAACGUCAUUAAUACUGGACACUGAUACACAGCAGAACCCGACAUCUUCAGAGAUUAAUGGUCACUUGGGAGGUAACACUAGUUUCAAAGCUGGCACAGAUGAAGCGGACAGGUUCAGAUCCACAGAAUGGACACCGCCGCUGACCUUGCCUCCCGAACCUCCCGAACAAAUUGGUUCUCUCGAGCGCGUUCUUGUGGCCCAUCAAAACGAAAUGAAACGCUUGCUGACAGAUACUUUCGGGACAUUGAGCCAGAGGUUGGAGGCAGUUGAGCGGCAGAUCGAGCAGCUGCAUGUCCAAGGCACUGCACAUGGAACAAGUCUAGCUCUGCUUCACAGUGAAGUUAGUCUUCUGGGAAGAAACGUCACUGCUGGCUGUUCAAACACACCGACUGCUCCGAGUAUCGCGCCCUCCAGCACUUAUGAAAAACACUCAGCCGAGGAAAAGAAAGAUGGCGCUAUGUCCAAGAUAUCCUCUCAGGGAUCGGUUAGUCAUGGAAGUGGGGACGUUGAUUCAGGGACCGCGAUUGAUUUCUCUGCACUUAUCUCUGAUUGUAAUCAUAACAUUGAGGUGCCGGACCCUCUGCCACUCAAUGGAGGCUCAUCCGGACAAGUGAAGGCAGCUUUUGGAGCUGGUAACUACUUUCGGGCUUUGGAUAUUGAAGACUUUGAGAACAUGGAACAGGAUGUUGUGCUCUGUAAUGCGGACGAAAAAGACAGUCAAAACGCGCCAUCUUGUUAUCCGAAGCCCCAGUCUUCUGAAAGCUUGGAGGCGAGCAUUAAGUGUCACUCUACUGAUCAGUGUUCACAUGAAUCAGCACAACUUGAGGUGCCUUCUUUGAGUAGUGAAGUUUUUAGCGGUUCUUUGGAGGGAAGCCUGUAUAACAAUUAUGGUCCCAGUAGCGUAAGUUCAGAUAUUCCAAAUUCUAAGUCAGAGGGAAAGUCUGUCCUGUCAAGACCACCUCUGUCAGACUUGACAGCAAGCGUGUCACCCUCAAUCAGCCAGUGUAGGACCACUAACAAACCCGAAACUUGUCUUUCUACCUUGAUUAUGACUCUAUCCACAAAAAGUCCUAAAAUAGCUGAAAAACAGGAGUGGCCAUUUUCUGAAGUUGUAUCUGUUCCUGCCUUUUUCAAAAUCCCAACCCUUUUAGAGAUCAUGCCAGGUUCAAGCAAGGAUUUACUUUUAGAUAAUGAGAGAACACAUGAAUUUGGAAAGAGAAAGAGCAAACAGUUAAAGGUUAUAGGUUCCUCGAGGAAUGGAGCAUUUGCCUGUCUAAGGGUAAAAACGUACCCAUAUUCCCGUCGCACAUUUGUCACCCCAGUGGUGGUACCUUUGGACUCUUACAAGGCUUGCCUUUCAGCUAUGGGAUUUCUUUUGCCCUGGACCGACUCAGGUCCUGGGAAUGGGCUGUCAAAUCUACUUGAUACACAAACACAAUCUAACCACAGUAUGAGCAAUCUUCUAAAUUACCUGGAUGACAUCGCCUGCUGCUUGAUUCCUAAUAGGUCCUUCAUCAAGAAUGUCCUGCCUCUGAUGAGACACCACAGAAUUGCAUCUAAACUCAAAUACCACCAUCAUAAAGACCAUUUGUACUCCAAAUGGCUUCCACUGAACACCAGUCAAGUUUUCAGUUUACCCCUACCAAAACUAAAAAUGGACCCUUGGGAGUCUGUUGUGAGACACCCACUUCAUUCAAAUCAUAGUGGAGGUAGGAAGCCCCAUAUCCCACCACUUGUUGGCACAAAUAUGGCACAGCAUUUGCAGCCUCCUGCUUAUUUCCCCAUGAAUACUGUGAGAAAAGGGAGUUUCUCAAGGGCAGGACUGAGCACAGUGAUGACCGUGUCCUCUCCGAGGUCUUUCCCAACGCGGUUACGCCACAUCCAUUCCCCUUUCUCUUUCAUAUCCCCGUCAUCCACUUUGGUCAAUACUGUGAAGGACCAGAUUAUUGUUCAGAACAAGAGUUCUCCUCUUCGGCCAUUGGCUGAUUACACCGGCCCACCGGGUCUGGAUAAUGAUCACAGCUAUGUUCAACGAUCCGGCCAAGAUUCUCCUCCCAGAAAGAAAACUGGUUCAGUAUGGAAAUCAUACUCGUUUCCAUCCCCACGUCGACUUCUAAAGAUUCCCCUCAGCCCAGAGAGGAGCUCGGAUAUUACUGCACGACAUAGCCCUAAUGUCAAGGUGGUGAGGUUGGAGGCGUCUCCUUUGGAAACUGUGCCCACUUUUUCCAUUACUGAUACAGACGUAAAAAAGCCUGAACUGUACAACCUGGAACCCUCUGGAGAGGAGAAGCAGGUGAGGCUUCAUGAAUCCAGCUCUGCGUCGAAACAAGUCCAAAGGUCUAAAAAAGUUUCUCAGAUUCGUAUCCGCAAGACGGUGCCCAAACCUGACAAAAACCUCACCCCCAUGGGGCUGCCCAAACCAAAGAGAUUAAAGAAGAAGGAGUUCAGUCUGGAGGAGAUUUACACCAACAAGAAUUACAAAUCGCCGACUCCAAACAGAAGCUUGGAGACAAUCUUCGAGGAGCCAAAGGAGAAGAACGGUACACUAGUCUGCAUUGGCAAUCAGAAACGAAAGCGAGUGUUAGAUUUCCCAGAUUUUACUUUACCACGCAAACGCAAAGCUAAGGCCAACCUGGGUUCUCUCCGAACAAAGGGGUCCCGCAGAGCCAAAAAUAAAGACGCAGACCUGAACUUCAUGCUAAUCCAGAGACUCAGCGAACUGGAGGACUACUUCUCUCGCCAAGGACUGGAGGACUAGUCGAGUUUAAUGUUAUUCUCAACACUUUUUUCUUCACUCAUCCUAUUCAGCUGAAAUCCCCAAGGCUUCUUUGGUGGAGGUUUAAUAGUUUAAGGUAAAAGCUUUAUACCAAUGGAAAGGGUAUAUAAGGUUUUUCUUUUAAACUGAGAACUAGAAGGAGGUAAGAAACCUUUAAAUACAAAGAACCCUUGAGGAAACAUGUGUAACAGGUAAAAGUAAAAUCAACAGCAAAUCUCAGCUUUAGUAAUUGUUACGCUGCCUUCGAUCUGUGUUUUAUGCAAAAGUAAAUAGUUUUGUUGUGCUUUGAA
Silurus meridionalis is the source of this 3673-nucleotide messenger RNA. RefSeq lists its product as uncharacterized. Bases 438 to 3365 code for a protein of 975 amino acids. The record is from RefSeq and is a predicted model, not a curated record. The transcript is spliced from 10 exons. Lineage: Eukaryota; Metazoa; Chordata; Actinopteri; Siluriformes; Siluridae.